This is a messenger RNA of Dioszegia hungarica, 1686 nucleotides long. RefSeq lists its product as uncharacterized. NCBI's taxonomy places the organism in Eukaryota, Fungi, Basidiomycota, Tremellomycetes, Tremellales, Bulleribasidiaceae. Gene Ontology annotation, biological process: protein deubiquitination. Gene Ontology annotation, molecular function: cysteine-type deubiquitinase activity. Bases 1 to 1686 code for a protein of 561 amino acids. The record is from RefSeq and is a predicted model, not a curated record. The transcript is spliced from 3 exons.
AUGAGGGACCAAUCUCCCUUUACCCCCCUAUCACCCGACCCAACCCCAGGCCCAUCCAGUCGCGAUCGGCGAUAUGCCUGCGCCCCCUUCUUCCUCCCCCUGUUUACCUCCCCUUCCACCGCUCCCCUUCGCCUCCGCGGCGGCGCCCGAGGCAAAGGAAAGUCCCAGCCACCCGGCAGCUCCCGGCGGCUCGAAGUCCCCACUGCAUCCCGGGUCAAGACGCGUUCCUCCCGCGCAACUCCCUUCACCGACCUCGACAAGCUCAAACUUGAAGAGCAGGCGGUCAAGUCCGAGGUGGCUCGUUUGAACUUGGCGUUGCGGGAUGUCGAGGGGGAUGGGAAUUGCCUCUUCCGCGCCCUCUCGGAUCAGAUAUACGGCGAUCAAAAGCGUCACCCCGAGAUGCGCAAGUUUACGUGCGACUAUCUCGAGGCGCACGAGGCGGAUCUGGGGUACUGGGCGUCGUACUGCUCGUUUAUGGAUGGAGAGGACUAUGCGGGAUAUGUCAAGAGGAUGCGGAAGUCGGGUCAAUAUGCGAGCGAAUUGGAGGUGAUCGCGGCGGCAAGGUGGCUCAAGCGGGAUAUUCGCAUCAUCCACAAGGACCACUCGGAGACUAUUCCCUGUACGGUCGACCCCUCCACCGCUCCCGUAGCGACCCCUGAGCCAGAAGCCCCUCCACUUGCCCCUGUCGAGUCCCAGUCGGGCGCGGUCCCAGCCCCGGCCACACCACAACCCCCAGGAAGGCAACGUCGGCGCACUCGGUCCGCCACAACAUGCCUUCUCGCGACCCCAGCGGCUCCACCCCCUUCAUCCCCCAUGUACGCUACCGCCCUCGCCGAGUACCUUCCCGACACCCGUGAGGGUCGCACCAUGCUCUGGCUGGCCCUCUUCAACGAUGCAGAGCACUACCAGUCUAUCCGCCGCAAGGGGGAUCGGGAGCGCGGGCCUGCCGAAGUUGAGGACCGCCUCGCACUUCCACACGAAAAGGACCUCAGCGAGUCGGCCCGGAUCGCGCGGGGCGAGAUGCCUGUUCCGGGCCCGGACAAGAGCGCGUCCGCUAAAGUCGCGUUGGUCCAAGCCUCGCUUCCUACGGGACACGCGUUCUCGGCGGACCACAUCACCAAUAUACUCGCGCGAGCCAAAGGCGACGUUGGCGGGGCGGUCGAGAUCCUCCUGGAGGAGAUGGACGGAAGUUCGGACAUGAGCGAGCUUUCGGACGAGGAUAGCGACGGCAAGGUCGAAGCUAUGCUUCUCGAUCCGGUCGAGGAGCUCUCUAGCCAGACCUACCGGGAAGCGCCCGCCGCCAUCCCACGUCCCGCUAGGACCGACUCCCCUUCUGGGUCGAGCAUCACUACGGCGGAUCAGACUAGCGAAAGCGACGACCUCUCCCACUCAUCCAUCGCGACGACCCAAUCAGUCGAGUCGCUCGCAUCCCGCCGGUCUACUCGAUCCACCUCGGGCGGGUCCAAGGGGAAGGGCAAGGUGACCAAGCCAUACGAGCGUCCCGUCGCUGCGAGAAAGGGGAAGGAGCUCAGUAAAGAGCUUGAGGAGCUCAAAAUGGGUGCUGGUGCCGGCCCGAGCAAGCGAGAGUCAGAGAGGCGGCAGAGUGCAGCGGAGCAGGGGGAGCGGAGGAGGAGCCAGCUCGAUGAGCUCAAGGCGGCGCGGGAGAGGCAGAAGGUCAAGGCGUAA